AUGGGCUACUCAUUAGCCGUCUAUCUUUUCUCCUCAACUGCCUGUGGGAUUUACGUGUCGACUCUUUUCUGUACCACGUCAAAAGCGCCCACAGUCAUCACGAUUAUCAUUGCUUCGGCUUUGCAUUUAUCGCUUUGCAUCGAGAGGAUUUUCGCUCGAUAUUAUAGCACAAAAUAUGAGGAACAUAAGAUGAGAAUGGGGACUUAUUUGAUUGUCAUAUCGACAAGCUACUCAUUCAUUAUUUAUGGCUGGCUGAUUUCGAGUGAAGACUUCACGCUAAUGGUCCCGUAUUGCGCGAGUGGAAAUGCGGUGACGACUUUGAAACUCGAGACAUUCCUCGUUUUCUCUCCAUCCAUUGAUGUGGCCAGUAUCUUGAUCAUGUUCUUUCUGACUCGAAAAGAGAGAAAAAUCGAUAAAUCUUACGAGUUGAGCGCUAACUUCUCGGCUUCAGAGAAUCGCAAUGCCUAUUUGAUGUUGUGGCCUUUCUCAACGCUUCACUUGGUAGCUCAGAUCUCAUUCCUCUUCUUGGCCGCCUACGGACCAAGCAUCUUUUUGAGCAGCGCUUCGCUUAUCGACAUCUACAUGUUUUCAACUUUUUUCUAUGUAACUUUCUAUGGAGCCUCA
Molecule: messenger RNA, 624 nt
Organism: Mesorhabditis belari
Lineage: Eukaryota; Metazoa; Nematoda; Chromadorea; Rhabditida; Rhabditidae
Source: the annotation of a GenBank genome assembly